ACAGCCCUCCGCCGCACACAGAGUUGUCCCCAGCCCCCCCUUGGCUGUGCAUAGUCACGUGUCAGCCAGGACCCCGCCGGUUGGUCAGCCCCGGCAGUGACGUGUUGUCCCUGGCGCUCAGCUAGUGACUGAGGAGAGCUCGGUGGUCGCGGAGCAGUGUCCUGUAGAAUUGCCGGUGUGUGAGCUCGGAGGCUUUAGAUUACCCAUCUGCACAGAGCUCGGUCAUGGAGGCCCAGGAUCACGGCAGUUACUACAACCUGCAGCCAGCCCAGGCAUUCUAUGCCUAUCCGUUCCAUCAAAUGAUGAAUGCUCCAUCGAAUUUGGAACUGGGCAAUGAACAGAGGACGCUGCACACCCUUACUGGAGUCCCAACCCAUGAGCUCCAGUCUUAUUCUGGUAUGCCAGCUAAUGAGCCACAGGUUCUGCACACACUGACAGGUGUGCCACCUAUCGAACCCAUUAAUAUGCACGUGUCAAUGGGGGUUCCAGACAUUGCUCAGGAAAAUCUGCAAGAAGAACCUACCAAAGGAAAAAGAAAGAGAGGCAGAGCUCAAGGUGAACCCAAACCUAAGAAGUCAGCUGAAAAGGCCCCUAAGGCACCUAAAACCCCUAAAGCCCCUAAAUCAGGAAAGCAAGAGAAGAUCACAGACACUUUCAAGGUGAAGAGGAAAGUGGAUAGAUUCAACGGUGUCUCUGAAGCGGAGAUCCUAACUAAAACCUUGCCAGAUAUCCUAACAUUUAACUUGGACAUAGUUAUAAUCGGAAUCAACCCAGGUCUUAUGGCAGCACAUAAAGGUCACCACUACCCAGGCCCUGGAAACCACUUCUGGAAGUGCCUUUUCCUAUCAGGGCUCAGCGAUAAGCAGCUGAACCACUUAGAUGAUCUCGUACUUCCUGAGAAGUAUGGCAUUGGCUUCACUAACAUGGUGGAGAGAACUACUCCAGGGAGCAAGGACCUCUCCAGUAAAGAGUUCCGUGAAGGAGGAAGAAUCCUGGUACAAAAGCUGCAGAAAUACAAACCACGUAUAGCUGUCUUUAAUGGAAAAUGUAUAUAUGAAAUUUUUAGCAAAGAAAUUUUUGGUGUCAAGAUUAAAAAGUUUGAAUUUGGAAUCCAACCACACCGAGUUCCAGAGACAGACACAAUUUGUUAUGUCAUGCCUUCGUCAAGUGCCCGCUGUGCACAGUUUCCUCGAGCUCAAGACAAGGUUCAUCACUAUAUCAAAUUAAAAGAUUUGAGAGACCAACUGAAGGGUAUUGAGAAUGCCAGGGAAAUUCAAGAGGUGCAAUACUCGUUCGACUUGCAUUUGGCUCAAGCGGAUGCUAAGAGGCAGGCUGUCAAGGAGGAGAAGUAUGAUCCUGGGUAUGAUGCUGCAGCUUUUGGGAAUGUCGCGGAAGAGACACCUAAUGCAGAGGGUGGAACCAGUGACUUGCCAGACCCUACAGCACCCUGUAACCCGGAGUUAGCUGGACAUUCUCAGAAUGGACAAUGGAUGCCUCCGCCCUUUCCUGAACAUAUGCCUCCAUUUAGUCAGAGUGAAGGCCAGCAGCAAGAAAACAGCAGCGUUUGAGGACCUCCUGCAUUCCACACUAUGCAAGCAUACUGCAGUUUUAUUGCAGUGACAAGGAACUGAACCUCAGUUGAAGAACUGAUGCCUUUUUUGUUCUCAUUUUACCUCUGAUCUUAAUCCUAGUGUAAGCAUUACUAGUAGCUAUUACCUUUUAAAGUAGGUAGUUAUAUUGAAAAAUUUGAACUUUUCUAGACCACUUAGAGUGUAGUCUUUUUUUUUUUUUUUUUUUCGUCUUUUUUUUAAAAUCUCAUGUUUGAUGUCCAUUGCAGUUAUUCACAAACUGCAGCUUCUUCUUUUGGGGCAAAUGUUUUCUGUUCCAGCUGCCUUUAUAUACACGUUCAUUUAAAGGUGGUUCUGUAAAUGUUGGACAUACUUUAUUUUUUAAAAUGAGGAGGAUGGUGGUUGUUUCUUGCUUUUGUGGAUGAAAGGCUUGGCCCAUUACAAAUGAGCUCUGUCUACCGAAGCAUGUGCCAGGUAUGUGUUGUGUGUUUUUUGUUUUCUUAUGAUACUUUUUAUCAGAGGUUUGUAUACUAUACAGUAGCUGGACUCCAAUUUAGCUACAUUUUUAACCUCAUACUUUGAUAUGAAAUGAUAGAAACUGUUCCAUGGCUGAAAUAACAUGAUCAUGUCAACUUCUUAUUUAUUAUCUUACAAUAUUUCUAUACUUAAAGAAUCAACAGAAUUAAAUCCAUUGACAAGGAUAGAAUUAUUUAUUUUUGCUGUGUGUGAAUGCAGUGUGACUGAUAUUCUCAAAUUUUAGAUCUGUUCCAAUGAUGUCACAAAUUCCAGUUUUUGUACCAAUCGUUUUCUUUUGUAAAUUUGAGAUCACAGGUUUUUAGAUAAGUACUCUUUUAUAUGUUUUAGCACAUAGGGGAGGAGGUAUAUGGCUUAUGUUAAAGGGAACCUGUCACCAUGAAAUACAGUGCAGUCUGCUGGCAGCAUGUUAUAGAGCAGGAGGAGCUGAGCAGACUAUAGUUUUAUGGGAAAAGAUUCAGUAUAACUUGUAUAGUAUAACAUUUAAACCUGUGCUAUUUCUGAAUUCAGUUGUACACUGGGGCCAUGCUGUCAGUGACUGACUGUAUUCUCUGCAGAGAUUUAAAUGCAAAUUACCAUAUUUUUCGCUUUAUAAGACGCACUUUUCCCCC
Messenger RNA from Bufo bufo (common toad), 2713 nucleotides. RefSeq names its product thymine DNA glycosylase (gene TDG). Bases 225 to 1568 code for a protein of 447 amino acids. Gene Ontology annotation, biological process: base-excision repair, AP site formation. Gene Ontology annotation, molecular function: mismatch base pair DNA N-glycosylase activity. Gene Ontology annotation, cellular component: nucleus. The transcript has 10 exons. Lineage: Eukaryota; Metazoa; Chordata; Amphibia; Anura; Bufonidae. The record is from RefSeq and is a predicted model, not a curated record.